AUAAUUUUGUGCAAUAUUUGGGGAACAGACACAAAGAAAAAAAUGGGUCUUGGUUUAUAUAGCGAACACGCCCUGCAUAGAGCAUGGAUGGAUGUGUCAUAAGAAGAUUGGUGUAGCUGUAUUGAAGCGGCCCAAAACUAGACUGGCUUUACCCCGUCCGGCAGAGCGGGAAGUUCGGUUUGCAGCUCAUGGUUUGUGAAGACAGGAAGAACAACAUGCACCAUGAUGUUGAGGGCGAGAAGACCCCCCAGACAACGAAGUGUUUUGGACAGUACAAAUUCACAGCAGAGGAAUACCUGGCAGUACAGAAUGCAUUGCGGCAGAAGCUGGGGCCAGAGUACAUCAGUACCAGGAUGGCUGGAGGGGGCCAGAAGGUGUGUUACGUGGAGGGCCAUCGUGUGAUCAGCCUGGCUAACGAGAUGUUUGGCUACAACGGCUGGUCUCACUCCAUCUCACAGCAGAACGUUGAUUUCGUAGACCUUGUUAAUGGAAAGUUCUACGUUGGCGUCAGCGCUUUCAUCAAGGUCCAGUUAAAGGACGGGUCCUUCCAUGAGGAUGUGGGCUAUGGCGUGAGCGAGGGGCUCAAGUCGAAGGCUUUGUCGCUGGAGAAGGCCAGGAAGGAGGCCGUCACGGAUGGAAUGAAGAGAGCACUCAAAUGUUUUGGCAACGCCCUGGGUAACUGUAUCCACAAUAAGGAAUACCUGAUAGCUAUCAACAAGAUCCCCAAACAGCCCACCCCUCCUCUAGACCCCGCCCAAACCAAGCGCACAGACGGUGAGCCUAUGAUAGAGAAAGCUCGUUUGUCCAGCUUGGCCCACGACAACAACAUGACCGGAUCCUCACGAAACCCAUUGGAGCUCAGAACCGGCCACCAGAACCGUUCAGAAGGCCGGAGCCGUGCAACCGAAGUCCAAACCGUACUCUUUCCCUCCCCUAGUAUUGGUUCCAAACUACAGCCAGAUCAGCUGGACAAGAAGGAAAACAUUGAUGGUCCUCUUUUAGAGCCUUCGGAUGAUGGAGUCUCUGAAGGACAGACAGACCCAAAGCAGCUGAGAAAGCUCAAGCAGCAGCAACUCCAGCAAAAGUUCAGAAAGGAGAUGGAAGCCAGGAAACAAACACCGAAGCACGAGAAAUCUAAAUUCAAAUCUGAACAUAUCCAGACCAGCAUUGCUCAGAAACCUCCUCAAGAAGAUGACCCAGAGCUCUGGAACUUCACCCUGGAGGGGAUCGAGGAGCUGAACGGCUCCGCAGAGGGGGGCCUGAGGCCCACCCCACCCGGAAACCACCAGAUGCAGACGCGCAGUAUGACCCCUCAGAGGGAACCCAAAAGUCCUGGAAGGCCCCGAGAUGUAGAUCCCCCGCAGGGCGGUCCGACAUACUGCCACCAAGCCCCCGGGCAAGACGUCCCCCAGUAUGGAAACGGACAUCCCAAUCACCCCCAGGGCCAGGGGUUCAGCCCAUACAGACAAGGGCAAUACAUGAAAAAACGGAAACUGGACACAUGAACGAAUACAAAACAAAUGAAUGUUCCUUUUCAAUGUUUUAAAAGAUUUUACAAUUAUUUUAUAUUUAUUUGUUAAUGUGAACAAUGCAUUUCUAUUGUUAUUUAUUUUGUUGGUUGAUAUGUAUUUCUUCAUGCUUGGUGUUUCUGUAAACCAGGUAAAAUAAAACGUUGCUUAUCACGCAAGUUC
Gadus morhua (Atlantic cod) is the source of this 1691-nucleotide messenger RNA. RefSeq names its product RAD52 homolog, DNA repair protein (gene rad52). Gene Ontology annotation, cellular component: nucleus. The record is from RefSeq and is a predicted model, not a curated record. The transcript has 12 exons. The coding region runs from base 189 to 1505 and encodes 438 amino acids. Lineage: Eukaryota; Metazoa; Chordata; Actinopteri; Gadiformes; Gadidae. Gene Ontology annotation, biological process: double-strand break repair via single-strand annealing; DNA recombinase assembly; mitotic recombination.